UGACAAUCUCCCACUGUCACUGUGUAACGCAAACGCAAAAGUUUUCAUCCGCAUCUAAAAAAUGACGUGUUGUAUAAAAGUGUGCAGAAAUUAUAAAAGACGAUUAAAAACAACGAAAAAAGUAACCUUUCAUCGAUUACCUAAUAAACCAUCCUUAAGAGAACGGUGGGUAGAUAUAAUAAGACAAAGUCGUGGAGAGGAUCACUGGAAUCCAGCGAGAUAUUCAUUGAUAUGCUCAGAUCACUUUAGAGCCAAAGACUUGUAUUUUACUAGUAAUCAAUCUCGUCAAAGGUUAAAAAGACAAGCGAUUCCUUGCAAGGCAUUGUUUUUAUCGUCGAUUAAAUCGGAUGAUGAUGAAAGUGGGGAUGAUGUGUCUAACAGUACAAAAGAUUUGGCCUUAAACCGAAACGACACAGGCACCUUCAAGCAGAAGCCGGCAAUGUAUUUCUUGGUCCCUGGUAUUGGGGAUGUUCCUGAGCGGUUGCCUCACAUCAAAACAAAUAACAGUGAUAAUACUAAAACGAUAAAAUCAGAUGGUACAGAUGAAUAUGAAGUGACUAUAGAAAUAGAACCAGAACCUUGUGAAGAAACUGCCAGCACCGGUGAUGCAGGCCAAGGUGUUGAAAGAAAUUGGAGUCACACAUUGGAAUUCACCAAUCAUCAGGUGAUGAAUAGACAACUAGCUACAGACUCAUCAGCUUCCAGCACCAAACAUGCAGAACAAGAUGUAGAGAAAAAGUGGAGUCACACAUUGGAAUUUAGCAGUCCUCAGGUGAUGAAAACACAAGCAGCAUUAGACGCAGCAGCUCCUAGUACACGCCAUCUAGAGAAAGAUAUGAACAAUACCUUCAAGUUAAGCAGUCUAAAGGUAGACCCACUGGCGCUAGAGUGGAUAGAGAGGUUAUCCAAGCUGCCUCCACAACAGAGACUGUUGACUGAAAGGGCAAUCAACGACGUAAUUCUUAGGGCUGAGCUUGCGAACGUACAUGAAGAAUGAGUGGAAAUUAAAGUUGAUGCAGAAGAGCGAAACGUUACUUAUUAUUUUUAAUGAAGUACUUACAAUUUUAGUUUGAAUAUAAAGUUCGUUAGGUAUGUGGAGAGGUACCGAAUAUGGAAUACUUAAACAAAUUCUUUAAAAAAUCAGUAUAAAAGUGUAUCAGUCUCAUGGGGUACAAAUAAAUGCAAUCAUAAUCACCCGUAUAAAUAAUAAUUGAUUCAAAAAAUAUUUUAAUUCCGUAAUGCCAUUAACUUAAUAAAUCAUCCAAAAAUAUGCUUCUCAAAAAUGUGACCCUAUUAUGGGAUAUGGUAUUCCAUUAUAGGGUCACGUCUUGUGAAUCGGAAUAAAUUAAUAGAAUGAACCCUGCAAGCAAAAAUAAAAGGAGGUAAACAAAGAACAGAAAACUUUCACGUAAAAUCAAUAAAAUUGGGUUAUCUUUUAAGGGUUUUCUUUGUUGGAUAAAAUGCUAAAACCAAUCAAGAAAGACGUGCAAUAGCACCAACAGGCAACAACAUUACUCAGUGGGGGUACAAAAUCACCAGCUACACUCAUUGUAAGACAAACUUUUAUGAGGGACCCUCUUUCCGCGGAAGUCAGAACUUCUAUUUGUUUUUUACGCUUUGUAGGUAAAACCUUGAUGUCUUCGAUUGAACUAUGCUAAGCCCAGUCUCGUCGACGUUGUAGACCCUAGUUGAUGGAAAAAUAAAUAGCUCAAAUUCCUUUUUUUGUGACAAUAAGGUAGGAGACGAGCAGGGCGUUCAGCUGACGGACGGACGUUAUUCCAUAAUUGAUACCUUUUAAUUUUAUUCAAAUCUAAUUUAGUUGAAAAUAUUGUGUUUUGAUACAAAUAAUUUUGUAUUAAUAAAGACAUCUUUAUACAUACUUAUUAACUAAAUAAUAUUAAAAACGCAAAUUCUCAGUAUACAGAACAAAACGUUUGUUCUGUUUUCUGAGCGUAAAUGUGAGUUUGUUUGUUGUUUGUCAGGGGUACAGAAAAGGGGUAUAGAACACAGUUAUCAAGAAAAAGAAAAUUGUUUCGAAGUGACAAAAAAUUGGUCUAAAUCAUAGUUACAAUAUAAGAGCGUAAAUAAUGAGAUUUUAUUUACGUAUGUACAUAUCAUUCGUAGUCUGCUAAUGGAGCAGCAAAAUAAUACGUUAACGACGCAAAAAAGAUGGUAUGACUUAUGACCGGUAAGUUUAUUUUAUUUAUACAAUAUUGCUUUGCAAAAAGCGUAAAUAAUUUAGUAAAACGAAUAUUUUUUCAUAAAAAAUCUACCUAUUGACAAGUAUUCACAUCCUCAGAACAUCACAGAACGAGACACAUAAAAAGACAUGACGUUGAAAACUCUAGAGUCGCUCUUUUUUAUGAUUAUGUUUAAUGAUAAGCAAUAUUGUAUUUUGUGUACAGAAAGUCAUUGCCGGUGAAUGUGAACGGCCUACAAGAUCGUGAUGCAAUUCGUACUCAAAAAGUAUGAUAAGACUUUUUAUAUCAAAAGUAUUGAAAUCUCUUUCGAAUCAAUAUUAUAUCUAGUCACACAAUACUCCAAUUUAGACACAUGUAUAAUUUGACAAAAGCUGUCAUACGAUUGUCCGCUUACACCACAUAUACCAAAAAGGAUACCCUGGAAAAUGUCUAAGUGUAAAGGAGAAAUUAAUUUUAAUUCAGGGAACUUAACAUUGUAAUAACCAGUUUAACUAAUUAAUUUGUAUAAAUAAAAAUAUUAUAUUUGA
This is a messenger RNA of Leptidea sinapis, 2728 nucleotides long. Its product is annotated as THAP domain-containing protein 5-like. The coding region runs from base 62 to 997 and encodes 311 amino acids. Gene Ontology annotation, molecular function: sequence-specific DNA binding. The transcript is spliced from 5 exons. The record is from RefSeq and is a predicted model, not a curated record. Lineage: Eukaryota; Metazoa; Arthropoda; Insecta; Lepidoptera; Pieridae.